GGGCGCCGCCUCCUAGGUGCCCGCCCCUCCCGGCCCUGCAACCGGACUUGCCCUUUAAAAGAGCGGGGGCCUGCGCCACACCGCGGGCACCACCGACACACGACUGCUUUCUGGAGCAUCUUCAUCUCUUCUCCGGUCCGCAUCUCGCUCCGCUGGACCAGCUGCCCAUCUUCUCCGCGCAGAUUCGGGCGAGCCCGGCCAUGCAGCCGGCCGUGCUUCUUGGCCUCCUGGGAGCCACGAUGGUGGCGGCUGUCAGUUCUAUGCCAGUGGACAACAGGAACCACAAUGAAGAAAUGGUGACUCGCUGCAUCAUCGAGGUUCUCUCAAAUGCCUUGUUGAAGUCCAAUGCGCCACCCAUCACCCCUGAGUGCCGACAAGCCCUGAAGAAGAGUGGAAAAGAGGUUAAAGAUGAAGAGAAAAGUGAAAAUGAAAAAACAAGGUUCAAAGUUAGAUUGUUAAGAGACCAAGCUGACGCCUCAGAAGCCCACAGGCCCUCCAGCAGGGAGGACACAGGAGACCCAGAGGAGGCGGGCAUCCAAGGCCUGUCAGUGGCCAACACAGAGGGAGGUGGGCACAGCCGAGAGGGUGCAGGCGAGCCCCAAGGGAGCCUCCAUCCCUCUGAGAGUCAAGUCUCCAAAGAGGCAAAGACAUACCAUCCUGAGAAGAGCGAGGGAGAGGACGGUGAGGAAGAGGAAGGAGAGAAAUACCCGAAAAGGGAGCAUGGGGAAGGUGGCAGUGAAGAGAAACACCUGGAAGAGCCAGGCGAGACACAAAAUGCCUUUCUUGACAAAAGAAACCAGGCUGCAGCUAAGAAAAAAGAGGAGAUAAUGUCCAGAUACAAUACACACUCUGCCAGGCUCCCCGAGGAGAAGACACACAGCAGGGAGAGGAGUAGCCAAGAGAGUAGAGAAGAGACAAGGAACCCGGAGAAACACUCCGAGUCUAAAAGCCAAUCUGGGAGCCAGGAAGACUCUGAGGAAAGUGAGGAAGACGCCAGCCAUGAGAUGGACAAACGACACUGGAGGCCGAGACAUCACCACGGGCGGAGCAGGCCUGACAGAUCCUCUCAAGAAAGGAAUCUUCCCCCAGAGGAAAGGGGACAACCCCAUGCGGAAUCCGAAGAGCCCAACGUGGGCAUGGCCAGCUUAGGGGACAAGAGGGACCGUUAUCCAACCCACUACAGGGCUUCAGAGGAAGAACCCGAAUAUGGGGAAGUCGUGAGGAGUUAUAUAGGGGUCCCGGCUCCUGAGAACCUGGAGGGGGGGCGUUAUGGGGCCAGAGGAAAUGAGAAGUACGGGGCUCCAAGACCUCCCAGUGAUGCGAGCCAGGAAGAGGACAGGCGAACUCCCCCCAACGCAGAGCUUGACAACAUGGCAUAUGGAUAUGGUGAGGAAAGUGAGGAGGAGAGGGGCCCUGAGUGGGGAUACCGCCACAGAGCCAGGGUCGGGGAGCCUGGGGCCUAUGCCAGUCCAGACAAAGAAGAGAAACGAUUUUUGGGUGAAGGACACUUCCGUGUCCAAGAAAACCAGAUGGACAAGACACGGAGGCACCCGCAGGGCGAGUGGAAAGAGCAGGACAGAAAUGACCUCAACUAUGGUGAGGAAAACGGUGAGGAGGGGGUCCAGGGGAAUUGGCAGCGGCAGGAGGACCUGCAAGGCACUAAGGAGAACAGGGAGGAAGCCCGGCUUCCAGGCAAGCAGUAUGCUCCCUAUCACACCACAGAGAAGAGGAGGAGGUUAGGGGAGCUGCUGAACCCUUACUACGCCCCUUCCCAGGUGAAGAGCAGCCAUUUUGAGAGAAAAGAUGACAUAGGUGACAAUCUUCUUGAGGGUGUAGAUGAAAAUGGACUGACCUUGAAUGAGAAGAAUUUCUUCCCAGAAUACAGCUAUGACUGGUGGGAGAGGAAGCCCUUUGAGGAGGAUGUGAACUGGGGAUAUGAGAAGAGAAACCUGGUCCCCAAACUGGAUCUGAAAAGGCAGUACGAUCGUGUGGCCCAGCUGGACCAGCUCCUGCACUUCAGGAAGAAGUCGGCUGAAUUUCCAGAUUUCUAUGACCCUGAGGAGCCGCUGAGCCCACACCACGAAGCGGAAGGUGGAAAGGACAGGGCUGGCCCCGGAGUUCUGACCGAGGAAGAGGAAAAAGAACUUGAAAACUUGGCUGCAAUGGAUUUGGAACUACAGAAAAUAGCUGAGAAGUUCAGUGGUAAUCGAAGGGGCUGAGGGUCGUUGGAGCCAAGGGCCAUUUUAAGAAGCAGCCUUCACAUUAUCUAUUUCCCACCACCAUUUAUUUAGCCAAAGGCAGAAAAUAGAAUUUACUAUUCAUUAAGUGCUUGAAGCAAUCAGGAAUGUCUUUAACUUUUGCCAGAAUGCUAUUGAAAAUAAGAAUAGCAUGACUUGUAGCAUAUUCUCUCGCAAAAUCAACAUAUUAACAUGCUUGUGACAAUGACUGUGCUACCAUCUUUGAAAAAAAAAUGUUU
Messenger RNA from Myotis myotis, 2476 nucleotides. RefSeq names its product chromogranin B (gene CHGB). Bases 201 to 2219 code for a protein of 672 amino acids. Gene Ontology annotation, cellular component: secretory granule. The record is from RefSeq and is a predicted model, not a curated record. Lineage: Eukaryota; Metazoa; Chordata; Mammalia; Chiroptera; Vespertilionidae. The transcript is spliced from 5 exons.